GUGGGAUUCGAACCCACGCCCCCGAAGAGACUGGAGCCUUAAUCCAGCGCCUUAGACCGCUCGGCCACGCUACCUGGCAAGGAACAACCCUUCCUUCGGUCAGCAACUGGAUUUCUGCUGGAAUUUUAAUGGUGUGGUUUUGCCUUUCUUCCCUGAGGAGGACAUGUGUUACAUGUUGGCCAAUCAGAAGACCCCACAAUCCUGGAUUUAUGCAUGUGACAGAAACAAGGCCAAUGGUUCCUGUACUCUUAGGGGAUGCCAAUUUCCCCAAUAUCUGGAUCUCUCCAGUCCACCCCUUGAAGCACCAUUCUCUGAAGCAUAGACACCACAAAGACUGAACAAGGUCAAGAGACUCCACGCACAGUCCCCACAGGAAAGCAUGUGGACCCUGAUUGCCCUGCGGCCCCUUUCUCUCCUGCUGCUCCUGCUGCUGCAGCCACUGCAGUUGAAAAUCUUGAUUCAAUAUGCUCCAAUGUCGGAGGAAGAGGUAGAGCACUUUGAGGAUUAUUUGGAGGAGAUGUACAGCACGGGACCUACCCUACCACCCACUAAAGAUGUCUUCAAAAGUCGCACCAUUAUCUAUUCGAGAAGACCCUUAACUGAUUCCAACUACUGUACUGAUGAAAUAAAAACGAAAAAUGUCCACAACAGAUUCCGUUGUGUAAAAGAACAUUUCUUCCUCCAGACUUCAUUUGAGGAACUGCAAGACAUCUGUAACAAUCUGUUUGUGUCUUGUAAGAAUGGGGUGAAGAGAUGUCACAGGAGCAAGCGAUCAAUAAAAGGAGUGUACUGUAAUUUAACCAGAGGAGUGGUAAUGACAGACUGUGUCUAUGAAUCUUCUUAUAGGCAGGGAUACGUCCUUAUGACUUGUCGAUGGCAAGAUGAUAUUCAAGAAAUUAUCCCUGCUUACAUAAAUGAUAUUAUAGAGACAAGUGAUGUUAUCAAGGAGAAACCUGUCCUCCAGGGUUACUUCUGACUCUUCUAAAAGAGGAUUCUCUAAGAAGUCAAGAGUAGGAGGACACAACACUCUCCAUACAAAUCCUUACAGGUCACAAUUAAGAAUGGUAAUGUCAAUCCAAUUCAUUUUAAUCAUCCACUGUCUUCCCUUCUUCUCCUGACACCAUGCAAAGACAAUGUGGGCUAAGUUCAUAGACGGUGCUCUGAGAUGUGGUUUCAAACAGGUCACUUCAUUUAGCACAUUUUGGAUGUGUUUGUAGGGUGACUGCCUGCAGGGAAAGGGUGACCGGCUCCAAGAGGAACUGGAAAUAGUUGUCUGGAGUGUGCUUCUAAGUUGUAUUCAUGUACAUCUCUAGUUCAGUAGA
Molecule: messenger RNA, 1322 nt
Organism: Hyaena hyaena (striped hyena)
Lineage: Eukaryota; Metazoa; Chordata; Mammalia; Carnivora; Hyaenidae
Gene: RNASE9
Product: ribonuclease A family member 9 (inactive)
Exons: 4
Coding region: 380-976 (198 amino acids)
Molecular function (GO): nucleic acid binding
Source: RefSeq, a predicted model, not a curated record